AUGGACUUCUGGCUAGUCCAGGACACUUCCAGAGGUGGAGAUAGCUGUCCUUUAUACGGAUCUACACUUUGCGGCGAGAUUGCAGCCAGCGUGCCGAAUAACGGAUCACUACCGUGGGUUGUCAGUCAAAUGUCCAUGAGAACCUCUGAUGUCUAUUACAUCGUUGCCCGCGGGGAUAAUGAGGGUUUCAACUCUCAUUAUAUUAAUAUCACCGAAGCUUCUCCAUCGACUAGCACUGCUACAAGCCUUCCAGGACCUACAUCCACCUUGUCACCGUCACAGACAUUUCAGGCCGUCGCUACACCAUCGUCAUCACCAUCAUCGCAGGCUAGUACUUCUCAACCAGUGGGUGCAAUUGUCGAUGGAGUAGUAGGAGGAGUCGCUGGGGUUGGUAUUAUCGCUGUUCUUUCUUUUCUUCUCUAUGGAGAAAAGAAGAAGCAAAAGCAAGCUUCUGGUUAUCAAGGCGUAUAUGUACUAACACCCUAUUCUGAACCCAUGGAAGAUCCGUGGAAACCCGAGGUGCAGGCUCCGCACCCAGAGAUGGACGAUACAUCACGUUGUCGUUCCUAA
Molecule: messenger RNA, 570 nt
Organism: Talaromyces proteolyticus
Lineage: Eukaryota; Fungi; Ascomycota; Eurotiomycetes; Eurotiales; Trichocomaceae
Exons: 2
Coding region: 1-570 (189 amino acids)
Source: RefSeq, a predicted model, not a curated record